AGAUCGCGAGAUACCAACACGCAUCACAAAUUCGACAUCCAAGAUGCGACGAAACUUUUAAGUGAUAAACCGGAGUGAAGUUUGAAGUGUUUUUACAACUAUUAUAGAUAUAAUAUCUACUUAGUUGAUUAAAUUAACAAGUUGUUUGCCUAUUUACAUGACAAGAUUGUAUAAUUUAAUAUAAGCAGGUAAAACCCAACUAACUGGGUGUAUUUACCAAGUAUAAGUAAAAAUCAACAAGCUGUUUACGAUUUUUGAUUACAAUUAAGAAUAAUCGAAGGACAUACUGACUCGUAGAAACCGGCUUGGAACGAGAGGAAAUCCCUCACAAUAAAACUUCAAGCAUGAUAAUUUAAAUUUAGUUUAUUUCCAUUCGUAUUUGCGAAAUUUAGCUUUAGAGACAUGUUACAGUUGUGCAUUAUCUUAACUUUACUUUCGUGUGUUCUGUGCAAGAAGUGUAAUACCAGUAUUGAUAUUAGCGAAGGAGUAAGGGACACUGAUGGAGGGAUAUUCUUCGAAGACAGACAUUACGAGGAGAAUGAGCAUUACUUUGAUAAUGAAACGAAUACAGAAAGGGGAUGUAUCUGCUUGAAGACAGCAUGCAUAUUUAAAUGCUGUCCAUUUGGUAUGAAAUAUGACAGUAUUCAGAGACAAUGUGUUACUGACACAGAUGAAUUUAAUCCCAUAGUAUUUGAUGCGUAUAAACGUAUCCUAAAUGAGAAAGCGAAAGAUAUAUUCCAUUUUAAUUUUGGGAGAGCAAAGUGCGAGAACGAUGAAGUUAGUAUCAGGAUCGGAGAACUUACUGCUGUUCAUAAUUUGAGAUUGGAUGGGAAGCUGUAUAUUGAAUUACCAACUUCAAUUCCGCCGUGGGUUGUCCGUGGUCCAGAUAAGUAUUGCAUCGACACUUUUGUCGUGGAAGAUGACAAAGGCAAUGUCAAGACCAGUCUUGAUGCGUUGGUGUGUUUUGCAGACGAACCAGAUAAUGACCGAUACAUGUUAAGCAGCACUUGUAUGUUGAUAUCAUGCGUCUUCAUCAUUGCCACAGUGGCGGUCUACUGUUGGCUGCCAGAACUCCGCAAUCUUCACGGCAGAGUUCUGAUAGCGUACUUGCUCUGCCUUCUCGUUGGCUUCGUCUUCAUGUCUUCAAUGCAGAUUCUCCUCAAUAUGGAUAACAUUACGCAGAAUGGAUGCCUUGUACUCACAUUCUUCUCAUACUUCUUCCUGUUAUCUGCAUUCUUCUGGCUCAAUGUAAUGUGCUUCGAUAUUUGGUGGACCUUCAGUGGAAAGCGUGGUAUAUCUAUAGAGAGGAUGUCUUUGAGAGCCCGGUUCUGCGCGUAUGCUCUAUACGCGUUCGGUGUACCGACCGCUCUCACCGUACUAUUGGCUGCACUGGAAUUCUCUAAUCUUCCACCACACCCACUCCUGCCUUUGAUAAAAGAACAGGGGUGCUUCUUGUACGGCAAAAGCAAGAUGUUGUACUUUUACGGUCCAAUCCUUGUAUUAUGUGUGGGUAACAUCGUAUUCUUCUGUCUCACGGCUAUGAAGAUAGCGCAAAUAAAGAAGGAGACGUCUGUACUCAAGUCCAGGGAGAGUGCCACACAUGACAGCCAGAGUAGCGAUAGACGAAGGCUCUUCCUAUACGUUAAAUUAUUCAUCGUGAUGGGAAUAAACUGGAUACUGGAAAUAGUCAGUUACUUGUACCCGGAUCUUGAAAUCUUGAAGUUUGUUGAUGCCUAUAAUGUCCUCAUUGGCUUAAUCAUAUUUAUCAUCUUCGUUUGCAAGAAAAAAAUCCUUCGCAUGCUGAAAAAGAGGAUUAAAGAGAGAUUCCAUCGUGCUAACGCUGAAUUCGGAGAUAUAAAUAUGCGAGAAGGAAUGAGAAGGAAUUUCAGAGACUAUAAACAGAGAUCCAGUGUUGAUACUAUAAGAACAGCUGUGGAUAAUGAUCCAAAUAAAGUUGUCACAGCAGGUUUAUAGUCCAAGUACACUAACUAGUAGUUAAAAAUUAAACCCACCGAUUUAACUCGAGUUUGAAGAUCAAGAUACAGACAAAACCGGGGCCAGGCGAUGUCAAGAAGUCAUACAACAAGCUCACGUAUUUCAACCAGAGAUGAGAUCGCUCUUACGACAGUCAAAAACUAAAUAACUAACGGCCGUUCCCAAUAUACUAUCUACAGAUAGAGAUAAAUUACUACUUUCUACUGACAGUAAUUAGCUGUUAAAUAAGUCAUUCUUAUCACCUUAAAUUUGGGACGAGUGAAUUGAAGUUUCCAUAAAUACUUCUAUCGCUGGUAAGCUACGUCGUCCCAUUGACAGACAGCGUGUACGGAUAAGGUGAGCUACCGUCGAUAAGUUUAAGGACAGAAAAGUCAACGAUAGUUACGAUUUCUAUCUCAAGUAAGAGAUAGACUUAAUAUUGGGAACGGCCGUAUUACUGACAUUAUCCAACCCGAGUGACGAGAUAUAGCGAAAUUUACAACAGACUUUUGCGAAAUGGAUUUUAUUUCGAUUAACUGUAUUAAACUAUGUUUUGAUUUUGUACGCAGCAUUCAGAUGUUGUAGUAUAUUUUGUGACGCUUUUAUUACACACAAAAUGAGGUACUAUCCACACAUAAGGUAGCGGAACGGCAAAAGUGUGCUUAAAGACAAUGUAAGCACACUUAGACUGAGAUUCUGCUGAGAGACUUUACUAACAUAAAACUCAGCUGAGUGUUAGCUUUAAAUAAUCGUUAAUUUGGUUUUUAUAGUCAUUCGACAAUUGAAAUUAGCAUAAGCUAAGACAGCCCAAUACAAAAGUCAAGUUCGCGUUUUAUCACACUCUUUUUUACUAGUACUUACUUGUUUCUUUUACCAGUGGGAGACAGGAUGCCGGCUAGAUUAUGGGUGAAAAAUCCAUAAAAUCUGUGCGGCACUACAACAGCUGCACUCGUCACCUUGAGACAUAAGAUGUUAAGUCUCAUUUGCCCAGUAAUUUCACUAGCUACGGCGCCUAUUUCUGCCGUGAAGCAGUAAUGUGUAAGCAUUACUGUGUUUCGGUCUGAAGGGCGCCGUAGCUAGUGAAAUUACUGGGCAAAUGAGACUUAACAUCUUAUGUCUCAAGGUGACGAGUGCAGCUGUUGUAGUGCCGCACAGAUUUUAUGGAUUUUUCAAGAAUCCUGAGCGGCACUGCAUGUAAUGUAAUGGACAGGGUGCAUCAAUUACCAUCAACUUAACGUCCUGCUCGUCUCGUCCCUUAUUUUCAUAAAAUAAAAAACAAAACACUCGGUUAUGUUUUACGUAAGUAAAGUCUAAGUACAUGCUAUUAUAGAUCUCAGCCUAAGUCAUGACUGUCAACUGUCACGACUGUACGACUCAAAACUAAUGAAUAUUUUACAUUGCUGCUUAUUGUCCAAGAACACUUUAAGCAAAUGGAGUAAAUGCGGCAAUGUAUAGAUAUAGCAGUACAAGCUUAUUUUGUGGUAUGUUACAAGACCAUUCUGAUUUAUUGUGUGUAUAAAAAAAAUGGUGUAGAGUUCUAACAUCAUUGAUAAAGUAUUUAUUUAUUAUAUACUACUAUAACUCACGGACGAAUAAAAAAGUAAAGACUCCGUGUCACCUCACAAAACAGUGUAGCACCAAAACAAGCCGGUAAACGUGUAAAUACAUAGCCCCACGCAUACACUUACACUAAUACAAGCCGAUCGGCCGCCAUUACGAGAUUUGCCAUCGUCUAUGACAGAUCACAGACAAAAUAUUUUAAAAAUGCCGUUGUGCGUUGUGAAAAAUUGUAAAAACAAUAAUGUAAAAGUAUUUGUGGAUAUAUGAUUAUCUAAGGGAGAAAAAAUUGUAUAACUGGUAUACCCCGUAACCGCACACACACUAGCAUAAAGGUGCUUCAUUUGCUAAUAUCAAGGCGCGGAGCCCUUCUUUUUUUACUAGUCCGUGACUAUAACUAUACUAUACGUUCGCUGUGGCUACUGGGGCUAAACAUGGGGAUGAAAUUACUAUUUCAUUAAGUCAUCUUUUUAUAUAUUUAUAAGGAGCGUCUAUUAAAUUGAUUUUAUUUGUAUUUCUAAUUAAGAAAGAACAAGUCUACCUCAACGUAAUUUUAACGCAUUCGUACGUUUGUUGUAAGCCACUAGUGUGCGACGUAGUUUAGAAUAUUAUUGAUAUUUAUCUCAUAAAAAAUAUCCUUUAUAUAAUAACAUACUAUAUAAAUGUAUGUCUUUUAUAUUAAAACUCGUCCAUUAAUUAUUUAUAUGGAAAUAAGGGACGAGAAGUAAGGGGUUGAGUAUUUUUAUUGCAUCACUUAUCAAUUACCAUUAGCUGAACGUCCUGCUCGUCUCGUCCCUUAUUUUCAUAAAAAAAUAUACACAUUUUAUGAUGAUGUUAUAAAAAUAUACUAUUACUAAACAAUUUGUUAUGUUUUCAAAGUGAUAACCUUCGCUUCUAGGGUUAAUACACAAAUAAAAUUUGAAAAAAAAAAAUUAUGAACGAUGCGGGACUGAAGCAUGACGCCACAACCUGAGAGUUGAACAAAGCAUGCAAGAUUUUAUAACGAUACGUCACUCGAACGCUUAGCUCAGUUGGUUAGAGCACCGGCACGGAACGCCGGAGGUCUUGGGUUUGAGUCCCGCAUCGUUCAUAAAAUUUUAUUUAUAUAUUAUUACAUCAGAGGGCUACAAGUGCCCCGAUUUGAACGCAAUUAAUGUUAAAUUGAACGUCCAUAUUAACCAACAUAGAUACUGCGUGAAAAAAGUGAAAAUUUGGAAGGCAGCCUUUAAGAAGACUCAAGGUAACUUUUUCGUAAUACCUGUGUGUUGGUAAUGUGAGAUAGAACUAAAAUAAUCUAUGUUUAUAUGUAGUGAUGUGCUAUUAUUCUCGACUAUUAGUUAUAGAAGAUAAUAAUAUUAAAUAAAGCCUUGUAAUUCUUUCAAUUAGGUAUAUUUUUUUAAUAAAAACAGUCUUCUCAAUGUCUGUUUAUAAUUGAUUCCUAAAAUGUAAUUAUUUUAAGUGCCAUAAUAUUUUUGUUUCAAUCAACUAUGUAUUUUUUUUUAUUUUAAUUGAAUUAUUACAGAAAUAAUUGUAUUCGUGGUCUUAUAAUAUAAUGAAAAUUAUAUAUUUUUUUAAAUAAUAACUCUGUUAAAAACCUUUAUAAAUAAUAUUAGCAACUUUUUAAAUAAUAAUUAGGGUUUCGUGUACUAGUGUUACAUAGAAUUAUAUCUAAUUUACUGCUUUCAAGCCUAUUGUUAUUGCCUGUGCUCCUCGCACGUACGCUUCAACAUGACAGACGAGUUCUGUCGAUAUUGUGCGCUCGCUUGCACUCACUGUUUUGUCUUUAUGGACCCACUACCGAUGUAAGAAUGGUGUAAAGCUACCUGUCCAUUGACGCGAAGCGUGCAAGUGGAGUUAAAAGAAAUACAGUCUAUUAAAGCGGAGCUAAUCUUACUUGAAAAUUAACGUUAAUUUAUUUUUAAUAUAAAUGUAUAUUAAUAAAUCUAUUUUUAAUAAAUGAGAGAGAAUUACAGGGUUAGUAGAUGGAUAGCGUUUCUCCACUAUUAUUCCUUGCACUGUGCUGUGUAUGAAUUUUAUUGUUAUUCAGUAAAUCCACGUCCAUUUAAGGUGAAUUUUAGAUUUUAUGCAAUGCUAUUUGUAAAAUUUGAGCAGUGUUAUUCUUCCCCACCAUUCUCCACUUCAGUGUACAAGCACCCUCAGAAAGCGCGAUUAGUGAUUGUCGGAUCGUCGCACAGCUUAUAAAUGGCAUCAUUAAAAUAUAUUCACUUCAGACAUUAAAAGUUUUACGGUUGAAAUAAAUAAAAUAAUUUCACUGAUAAUAUCAGAGCAGCUGCCUGUCAUGACAAACAGCAUAUAAUAUAUUACUGUUAAUGUGAAAAAAUAAAUGUAAAAUGUAUCUAGUCUAAAGAAUGAAUCUUUUUAAGCAUGUUUGUUUAUGUACGCUAUUUCAGACAAAUUGUCUAUUUAUAUUUACUAUGUUUUUAUCUUAUUGAAUAGUUUUUGAUGUACAAAAAAAUAAAAAAAUAAUCGUUUUUUC
Messenger RNA from Leptidea sinapis, 6028 nucleotides. Its product is annotated as G-protein coupled receptor Mth2-like. Gene Ontology annotation, molecular function: G protein-coupled receptor activity. The record is from RefSeq and is a predicted model, not a curated record. The transcript is spliced from 9 exons. Gene Ontology annotation, biological process: cell surface receptor signaling pathway; G protein-coupled receptor signaling pathway. Lineage: Eukaryota; Metazoa; Arthropoda; Insecta; Lepidoptera; Pieridae. Gene Ontology annotation, cellular component: membrane. The coding region runs from base 403 to 1974 and encodes 523 amino acids.